ACGCUAGUGGUGAGAGAGGGCGCGAGUGCAGGAAAGAUUACUCCUCGCUGUCCCUUCCCACGAGGGAGUCUCCUCGCCUCACCUGCGAGCACGAACUUGGCCAUGGAAGAAGCCGCCCGCCUGAGACGGAGAGUUCUGCGGCCGGCGUUCCGUCGUGCGAGUGGUUGCCUAGCAACGCCGCAAGCGUCCUUCUCCCCCGCCUCUGGGCGAAAAAGGCUAAUUUGUCCCUUGUCGGGAGCCGUACAUCGCUAGAGGCCCUGGCGGCGUGAUUGGGUCAUGUGACGGCUGGUGCAGGGGUGCGCGUGCGACGCAAGCAGAAGACGCCGGUAAGAAAAGGGAGCGCGUGGAAUCGAUGGGAAGGGGUGACCUACAUGAUCCAGUUCCGGCCAGCUGGUUUACGCUGCUAGCGAUUUGUCAAGUUAUUUUUCUUUGCAGCACGAUGAGCUGCAAACUGAAUAAGAAACUGGGCUGUUUUAUAAGGACCAUGAGGCAAAUGCAGACAAUCAGCUCUUGUUCGAGGACAGUUGUGAGAAUGUAUGCGUUGGGGACUAGUGGACCUAAAAGAACUGUACGAAGCCUUUACCUCAGGCGAUGCCCGGUGGAUGUAUCCCCUUGUUUGCUUCAGUCAACUGUUAGGUUUUUUUCUCAAGAUGCCUUCAUCACUGGCACAGAAGGGCCCAGUUCAAACAAACAGGAAGUCGCUAAUAGUUUGGUAAAUGAUCAGACAGAAAGCUGUAGACCUGUGGCUGUAGAACGCACCAUGCCUCCACCUCAUUCCACAGUCACCGCUGAGACAAAUAGAGGUCUGAGUGAAGAAACGGCUGAGAAGUCCAUAACCCAGAGGUACUUUGAUGACCUUCGGAAGUGCGUAUCCCCCUGUGAUGUCCUAGACUUGUUUCCAAGAUACCCGGUUUCCCAAAAGUACAUCAGCAACUGUCUUACCACGAUGUGGAUGCUCACCAAAAGACUCUUGGAAGACCAGAAGCAUUAUGAGAGACAGCUGAUGUUUGAGCACCCUCAGUUCAGCCAGCUCUGUCAGACUGUGAUGGAAGAGGCCAAGUACAUGUGGUGCGACGAUUUGGCGUACAGCCUGCACGCUGUGGUGAAACUUGGAGUCCCACAGAACACCCGGUUAGUUCAGACAAUGUUGAGAGUAUGCCAGGAGCGGCUGAAUGGAUUCAACGACCGAAGCCUUUCCGUGAUUGCCAGCACUUUGCAAGGAAUGGAAAAAUGCAAGAAUGUCCAAGCGCUCCAGAAUGGGUUACAGUUGGUGGUGGAGCAGCGAAUUGAAAGGAUCUCUAGUGUGUUUAUGCUGCAAACAGUGAUGAAGUGUCUGGGAGAGGAUUCACCUCCCUCUCUUAAGAUAAAAUUGGAGAACAAGAUUUUGAGCCAGAUCCAUCAGCUGACUCUCCCAAAUGCUCAGCACAUGUUCACUGUGCUGGCUGAGAUGAAUUACCGCUCCCUUCCCAUUCUGCAUGCUUGCAGUCACAAAAUAAUAGACAAUAUCGAGGAAAUUCCGUUCUGGCGGCUGUUGGCCAUUCUGAGAUCUUGCAGUGACCUUAUGUACCGCAACGCCAGACUCUUUUCUGCAAUAGCUGAUUUCGCAGCAUCAGCCUUCUAUCUGUGGGACACCAAACAGCCCACUGGAGUUGGCGCAGCCUCGGCCUCUUCCCUGGCUGCCGCAGCCUCUGGAUUGGGCUAUUACUCUGAUGUGUAG
Sphaerodactylus townsendi is the source of this 1717-nucleotide messenger RNA. RefSeq names its product FAST kinase domain-containing protein 2, mitochondrial-like. NCBI's taxonomy places the organism in Eukaryota, Metazoa, Chordata, Lepidosauria, Squamata, Sphaerodactylidae. Gene Ontology annotation, molecular function: RNA binding. The transcript has 7 exons. Gene Ontology annotation, cellular component: ribonucleoprotein granule; mitochondrial matrix. The record is from RefSeq and is a predicted model, not a curated record. Bases 353 to 1717 code for a protein of 454 amino acids. Gene Ontology annotation, biological process: regulation of mitochondrial mRNA stability; mitochondrial RNA processing.